Molecule: messenger RNA, 741 nt
Organism: Lachancea mirantina
Lineage: Eukaryota; Fungi; Ascomycota; Saccharomycetes; Saccharomycetales; Saccharomycetaceae
Source: the annotation of a GenBank genome assembly
AUGCCUGAGGGAGCAACCGUAUGGGAGUUCGAAUGCCAGUAUACCAAUGACGUUCAUAAAAAACGUAAAACUUGGCAUGAUGGGAAGCUAAGGUUUCAUGAAUCGAAUAGCAGAUUCCAAUUGUAUUCAGAACAAGAUAACGUUUUACUGGGCAGUGAAUUUGUAACAAAUGCCAAGCAAAUCGAGCAUAUAUUAGAUUUCAAGGGAUUCGGUUCUGAGGAGCAUAAGAUUGCUGGGCGUUUUUUGGUUAUUAUACAAGAAUUCUACGGCAAAUGUACAAUUGGGAAAGAUGGACAACGACAGAAUGGGUCUGUUCCAAACUUGCAAGCUGUCACUCGGAAGGAGCCACUCGUUAGAAAUUCUCGGAAAUUGGACACCAAGUAUCAGGUGAAAUCUGAAUCAAAGUCCACAUAUCCAACAGUCGCCAACGACACUUCUACAGUUUCUUUAGCUCUCGAUAUGAGAAACAUUUCACGGGCCAAAGUUGUGUCCCAGCAGAGGCGAUUGAGCUCUAAAAAAGUCUCUGACCCCCAGGCUCCUUCGCAACGGAAACCUAAAGCUAAUGUUACAGAACCUCCCAACCUUAACACAAGACAUGCCUCUCGAACUGCUGGCACAAACCUUUUGUGUGAGACGGUGAUAACGAACAUGCCACAAGGCCAGUUGCAACGACGAAUAUCCCAAAGGAGCCAUAGGAUCAAUCACGAACCUAUUGUUUUGACCAACAUAGGAUUCAAAUAG